Messenger RNA from Ostertagia ostertagi, 276 nucleotides. Lineage: Eukaryota; Metazoa; Nematoda; Chromadorea; Rhabditida; Trichostrongylidae. The record is from the annotation of a GenBank genome assembly.
AUGUGCUUCCAGUCAAAGAAGGCAAAUAAAAAAAUGGAAAAGGAACUUGGGAGAAGCGCAGAUGAUCCACCACCGAAGCCUGCACGUUCACCCCCACGAUCAGGUGAUCAACGAAAAGAUUCAAGAGCCAGAAACAGCACCAACAACUUGCGGAUACAGCCUUUCAAAACGCCACCGCCACUUGUGUCAGAUCCGAAUUUCGCAAGGCAAUCAGAAAUCAAACGGAAGAAGCAUGGCAAGAAAGACGGAGAAGAUUCAGAUAAUACGCUCACAGAU